GUAUCCCGAUGUUGCAGAGUGCCUGAUAAAUCACCCAUUGGAGACGAUGGAUAAGUUUGACAAAGCUGCCACCGUGCAAGCCAGGAAAUGGUUCCCAGAAUUAUUUCGUGAUAAGACUAUCCGAGUCGAAUUCAGAGAUCUUACAACGACAUUGUUAGUAAGAGAUUUGCGUGAUUUUCACCUGUACAAUUUCAUCAGUGUGACCGGUGUCGUUUCCCAUCGAUCGGAGAUUCAGCGUAAUAUCAAGAUAUAUAGCAUCAGAUGUACUGCAUGUGAUGACGUAUUCUCUUGGGAGGGGGAAUUAUCAGAAGCAUCAUGUCCUAGGAGAUGUAACGAGAGCAGCUACACCGACUAUUUCGAUAUUGACCGUGCUGCGAGUGUGUAUGAAGAUUGCCAAACUAUCACUCUACAAGAGGAUCCAGGUUCCGUACAACCCGGUUAUCCACCCAAAAGCGUUGAAGUGAGACUGACGGGCCAUCUCGCCAAUCGAGUCACAGCGGUUGGGUACGAGUGUUGCAUAACGGGGGUAUAUCGAGUUGAUUCCUUCACAGCUUUGGCAAUGAUGAACGGUUUUAUUGAGGCCAAUUCUAUCACUGUGCGAAGUGGAUGGCACGGCAUCGACUCCAUUUCUCCUGGAGACGAAGAAAAGAUUCGCGAGUUAUCGAGAGACCCACAUAUACGGGAGCGAAUUAUCGCUUCACUGGCCCCUUCUAUAUAUGGGGCGGAGCUAGCUAAGGCCGCAAUCGCUAUGGCAUUGUUUGGCGGGACGAAAGAGGAUACUUAUUGCGGUGAUAUUCAUGUUCUCAUUGUCGGAGAUCCGGGUCUUGGGAAGUCUCAACUUCUGAAGUACGUCAAUAAGUUUACCGCUCGGUCAACAUACACAAUUAGCGGAAAGACCAAUGUCGUUUGUUUGACAGCAUGUGUGAAGAGGGAUUCAACAACGAAUCAAUAUUUGCUCGAGGCGGGAGCUCUGGUACUCGCCCACAGGGGGAUUUGUCUUAUCGAUGAUCUCGAUAAAAUGGAUGAGAAUGAUCGAAGUGCGCUUCAUGAGGUCAUGGAGCAGCAACGCGUUUCAAUCUCGGAGGCGACAAUAAUAACACAACUCCGAGCUGAAACGACUGUCAUCGCGGCGGCCAACCCAGUUUUUGGUCAAUACGAUCCUGAGCUAUCUUUCGCCGAAAACACCACCUUAGGGAAGCCUCUCAUUUCUCAAUUUGAUCUUCUGUGUGUCAUGCGUGAUGUGUCCGAUAGAGAGAGGGACACAAAGCUGGCGAAGUUUGUGCUUAAAAAUCACAGGCUUCGGAUCUCGAGUGAGGAUAACCGAGUUAUGAAUAACCAACAGGAUCAGGCUGAUUUUGAACGGAUCGACCAAACUCUUCUAUGGAAAUAUAUUUCCUAUGCGAGGGAACAUGUUGAACCUGUUUUGGACAAGGAUGAUAAAUAUGAUAAAAUCACCAGGUUUUCCGCCGAUAUACGGGCGAGCAACCGUUGUGGUGAAGAAUGCUGCCUCCGGUGUGUGUCUUCGAUUACCGAGAUGGCUAAAGCGAAUGCCAAAAUGGAAUUACGGGAUACUGUGACUGAGGCGGACGUCGAUAAUUCGAUUGCAUUGUUCCUGGAAGCGUUCAUCUCUACAGUUCCCAUGUCUCGAGGACCGGCAUUGAGACGAAAAUUUGAGGCAUAUACUCGAAAUGCGAGACAACGA
This is a messenger RNA of Perkinsus marinus ATCC 50983, 1702 nucleotides long. RefSeq names its product DNA replication licensing factor Mcm2, putative. NCBI's taxonomy places the organism in Eukaryota, Perkinsozoa, Perkinsida, Perkinsidae. Gene Ontology annotation, biological process: double-strand break repair via break-induced replication; mitotic DNA replication initiation; DNA replication. Gene Ontology annotation, cellular component: nucleus; MCM complex. Gene Ontology annotation, molecular function: ATP binding; single-stranded DNA helicase activity; 3'-5' DNA helicase activity. The annotation marks the transcript as partial. The transcript is spliced from 16 exons. The record is from RefSeq and is a predicted model, not a curated record.